Messenger RNA from Colias croceus (clouded yellow), 666 nucleotides. RefSeq lists its product as uncharacterized. NCBI's taxonomy places the organism in Eukaryota, Metazoa, Arthropoda, Insecta, Lepidoptera, Pieridae. The coding region runs from base 1 to 651 and encodes 216 amino acids. The record is from RefSeq and is a predicted model, not a curated record. The transcript has 3 exons.
AUGAGGUUUCAUAACCUACAUCAUAUAGUAUUGCCUUGCCUUUUAAAGGCUCUUGUAAUAAAUGCAUUAAGUGUGAAACCACAAUUUUUUGAGAAAAACCAUCAAAUGUGUUUGAAAUUGGCCAAACAACCGUAUUUUGAUAUAGACAUAGUUGUAGGUAAACCCUGGAGGAUAUAUUACACGUGGAAUCUAAAAUUGGAUACAAAAUGUUUGGAUAUGGUGUUUAGGAAUGCUACGGCAGAAAUAGUCAAUCGCGUCUGGAACGACAUGAACGAAUAUCUAGAACAGCAGCCGGCGUGGGAAGCAGCUACCUUGAGCGUGACCAUGGGAUCAGCUAAGCAUGAGCUGUUGCUCUUUGCUGACCAGGGGCCCGCUGGCAGCUUCGUCGCGGUUCCCAAUGUUAUACGUGAAGGAAAUUUGGUGCCAAUACGGCAAGCGGUGCCGCUCCUCAAGUUUCACCUGAAGUUACUCCGCGGAGGCAAGUUCCUGCUGCUCAUGGAUUGUCACAUCGGUGGAGCGUCCCUCGCUGCCAGGCCGGAUACAACUCCAUACAGAUCGGAGAUAGCAGCAACUGUAGCUGGUCUCGAUAUUGGUGAUGGCUUCCCCGCGUGUACUGAUGAAAAGAAUAACGAUGAACAGAUUGUGGAAUAAAGUUUUGGAACGUUA